AUGUAUGCCACCGAGAGGGACUUGCAUCGCGACCUGCUCGCUCCACGGGCUUCUAUGGGCUCUUCUGCCCCACAACGCCGCCCCGACAGCGCCUAUCCCGUAGUAUUGCCCGCUAUUCUGUAUCUCGCCGUUUUCUUCUACGCCGUCUCGCCAGGAAAGCGAGAAGGUGGCCGUCGAUUUCGCGCACCUGCGGCCGUGUCUGCGAUCUCGCCCCAUAUCUCCUCGCCUCUCUUCGGCAUGUUUGGUGUUUGGCACUUAUGCACCCAGCCAGCCAGACAGGUCUCGCUGCAAGGGCUAGCAAAUACUCCGUACAUGCAGUAG
This is a messenger RNA of Grosmannia clavigera kw1407, 321 nucleotides long. RefSeq lists its product as uncharacterized. NCBI's taxonomy places the organism in Eukaryota, Fungi, Ascomycota, Sordariomycetes, Ophiostomatales, Ophiostomataceae. The transcript has a single exon. The record is from RefSeq and is a predicted model, not a curated record. The coding region runs from base 1 to 321 and encodes 106 amino acids.